GGGGCACGAACCUGUGUCCCCUGCAUCGGCAGGCGGACUCCCAACCACUGCGCCAGCAGGGAAGCCCAAGGGGAUGUUCUUGAGUCUUAUGGAAGCCAUAUGGAGAGGAGUAGGAAGGUUUCUUUAACCGUGGCUAUUCAAGAACCAGGAGCACAGGUCUCAGUUUAUGAAAUUUACAACACCCCCCCUCAAAUAAUCUUCCCUAAGUGUCGGACUUCCUGGAAGGGUGAUUUGCUAGACAAAAAUCAAAACGAGGAAAUUUGCUAGAAUCAAAAAUGAUGGAUCCAUGUUCAGUUGGAGUCCAGCUUCGUUCCACAAAUGAGUGUCAUAAAACCUACUAUACUCGUCAUACAGGUUUCAAGACUUUGCAAGAAUUGUCAUCAAAUGACAUGCUUUUACUUCAACUUAGAACUGGAAUGACACUUUCUGGGAACAAUACAAUUUGCUUCCAUCACGUAAAAAUUUACAUCGACAGAUUUGAGGAUUUGCAGAAGUCAUGUUGUGACCCAUUUAACAUACACAAAAAACUAGCCAAAAAAAAUUUACAUGUAAUUGAUUUAGAUGAUGCCACUUUUCUGAGUGCAAAAUUUGGAAGACAGCUUGUACCUGGUUGGAAACUUUGUCCAAAAUGUACACAGAUAAUCAAUGGAAGUGUGGAUGUUGAUUCUGAAGACCGGCAGAGAAGAAAACCUGAUUCAGAUGGAAGAACUGCUAAAGCUCUGAGGUCAUUACAAUUUGCAAACCCAGGAAAGCAAACUGAAUUUGCUCCAGAAACUGGUAAAAGAGAAAAAAGAAGGCUUACAAAAAAUGCAGCUGCUGGCUCAGACAGACAAGUGAUCCCAGCGAAGAGUAAGGUCUAUGAUAGCCAGGGUCUCCUGAUUUUCAGUGGAAUGGACCUGUGUGACUGCCUCGAUGAAGACUGCUUAGGAUGUUUCUAUGCUUGUCCUGCCUGCGGUUCUACCAAGUGUGGUGCCGAAUGCCGCUGUGAUCGCAAGUGGCUAUAUGAGCAAAUUGAAAUCGAAGGAGGAGAAAUAAUUCAUAAUAAACAUGCUGGAUAAUUUGUGGUAUCAAA
Messenger RNA from Mesoplodon densirostris (Blainville's beaked whale), 1072 nucleotides. RefSeq names its product ADP ribosylation factor like GTPase 14 effector protein (gene ARL14EP). The record is from RefSeq and is a predicted model, not a curated record. Gene Ontology annotation, cellular component: intracellular membrane-bounded organelle. The coding region runs from base 276 to 1058 and encodes 260 amino acids. NCBI's taxonomy places the organism in Eukaryota, Metazoa, Chordata, Mammalia, Artiodactyla, Ziphiidae. The transcript is spliced from 5 exons.